AUGUUCCUUCCUUCUUUAUUAACCCACACCUUUUUUGUUUUGAUUUAUAUGGGCUUUCGGUGAAACAACAAAUAAUUGCUUUUCUGCAUGUCAUUAUCACGAUUAGCGGGCGGGUUGAACUCAGAAAGCUUCUCUCUCUCUCUCUCUCUCUCUUCACUCUGCUGUCCGCACAAAAUUUUAACAACAAAUAAUUGAUUUUCUGCAUGUCAUUAUCACGAUUAGCGGCCGGGCUGAACUCAAAAAGCUUCUCUCUCUCUCUCUCUCUCUCUCUCUUCACUGUGCUGUCCGCACAAAACUUUUCCUUCAUCUCUCUCUUACUGUUCUUAGGUCGUCUCUCGAUUCCUCCUCCAUUCAUCUUUUUCCUUCUCUUUUUUAACCGCAAGUUGAGUAAUUAAGUCCGUAGAGAUUCGGUUCCUUUUUCCAGAGGAAUUCAUCGGUGGUGGUUGACUUCGGAUUGUAUAUCAAAAAGCUGCCGCUUUGAAGAAUCCACUCUUGCUUUUUAAUUAGUUUUAGGUUAUUCUUCGACCGUGGUUUUGCUUUUCCUCUCUCUCUCUCUCUCUCUCUCUCGACCCAGAAGGAAUCGCUUCGUGAACCGAUGAGUCCCAUUUCGUUAAAUUCCUGCUCUUUUUGCUCGGAUCAGCUUCCUUCCUUUCGGCUUUUAGGGGUCCUCCUUCUUGUUCUGUGAUAUCUCCUCCUUUUUGGCCAUUCUUUUCUCUCUAUAUUGCGAGGAAAACACUGCUAUCUAAAGGCGGGUGACAAGCAAACAAAAAGGAAAAGGGCAAAGAAAACAAGUGAACAAAGAAGAGAGAAACUGGGAUUUUGAGGGAAAAAAAGAAGUUGGUCCAAGAGAAUUUCGAAUUUUUGCUUUGGUUUUGGAGAGUUCGAAGAGUCUCAUACAAAGGAGGAGAAGAUAUAUAAAGGUUGGUCGGUUGGUUGAUUAGCUGGUGGUGGGUGGUGGAGAUCCAAGUGAGUUGGGUCAUAGUUGGCGAUCGAAUAGGUAGCGAGAGACUCCAAGAUAGUGUGGAAGAAUGUAUGGCGGCAGUGGUAGCGGCAGCGGCAGCGAGAGCGGCGGCGGCGGCGGCGGCGGCGGGGUGGUAAUGACGAGGGAUCCGAAGCCGAGGCUGCGGUGGACGGCCGACCUGCACGAGCGCUUUGUGGACGCCGUCACCAGACUCGGCGGCCCCGACAAAGCAACUCCCAAGUCAGUGCAUAGACUAAUGGGCUUGAAGGGCUUGACACUGUACCAUUUAAAGAGCCAUCUUCAGAAAUAUAGAUUAGGGCAACAAAUGCGGAGGCAAAAUAGCGAUGACACAACUAAACAAAGUGAUGGAUUUCCUUAUGUUCAAUUUAGUCCAUCCAGAAUGGCCGGCAGUUCAUCGCAAGCUGGUCACUUACAACCGGGCGGAGAAAUCCCGAUUGAGGAGACACUGAAGUGUCAAAUAGAAGUUCAAAAGAGACUUCAAGAGCAACUUGAGGUACAGAAGAAGCUGCAGAUGAGAAUAGAGUCCCAAGGGAAGUACCUGCAAACAAUUCUAGAGAAAGCCCAAAAGAGCCUCUCGCUCGAUGCGAGCGGUCCUGUCAAUCUAGAGGCCACGAGAGCCCAAAUAGCCGACUUCAAUCUGGCCAUCUCCAACUUUGGGGACCACGGCAGAGGAGGAGGUGGUGCUGUUGCAGAGAGGAACAACAGCAGCAACUUCAUCAACAUGAUGAUGAGCAUGAAAGAAGAGACGUACGAGAGAGGAGGCCAUCAAAACCACGGCUUGGCAUUCCAGAUUUAUGAAGGAGAGAGACCGCAAGCUCAGGACAUCGAGGCCAAGAGGUCGGAAGGGUCGUCGAUGAUUCAUUUCGACUUGAAUAUCAAAGGCGGGCAUGACUUUCUGGGAGCCAAAUUAGGGCCCAACAUGAUGAUUUAGGUCAGUAAAAACGAAAGAAUCACGGAAUGUCGCUCCUUUGUUUAUGUAGAAAAAGCACCAGCACUUAACUUUUUGGCAGCCUCUAACGUUCCAUGUAGGUUGAGAUUCACUGUUAUACUACAUAUAUAUUCUAUUA
Messenger RNA from Eucalyptus grandis, 2049 nucleotides. Its product is annotated as myb family transcription factor PHL11. Gene Ontology annotation, molecular function: DNA binding; DNA-binding transcription factor activity. The coding region runs from base 1029 to 1913 and encodes 294 amino acids. The record is from RefSeq and is a predicted model, not a curated record. NCBI's taxonomy places the organism in Eukaryota, Viridiplantae, Streptophyta, Magnoliopsida, Myrtales, Myrtaceae. The transcript has 6 exons.